ACCACCCCCACCCCCUCUCUCUCAGUGACCUUUCUAUUCGAUAGGACAGCUUUAAUGUCAGUGUGAUAUCAUAUUGCGAGCAUGCAAGCGUUAGCAUUUCAGCGGGUGGUCCUCUUCUUGUGCUAUGUUCUUCAUUGUGAGGGCAUAGGCCGGUAAAACAUGGUAAUCACCAGUUUAAUCUUGAGCUUUGCUCUGUUUCUGCUGGCUUCUGAUCAGUUCAGUGGCUGUUGUUGCAUGUUCGAAGUCCAGAACUCUGUUCCAAAAAUAAGUCUGUGCCACCAUGCCGAAGGAAGAAAAACAAGAAGAGUCUUAUUUUUAGGGUCAUUAAUUUUGACCACGUGCCCUGAAGGUAAACUGGAUGGCCACUGCGCAAAAGCUCUCCAUCAGUAUGUCCUACGAAGCCAACACGCACUGGACGUUGACAGCGAUUGUUCUCUUUGGGUCCCUCUGUGGGAUUGUGUCAUUGUAUCCUCUCUCAAACAGGACUAAUGUCAUUUUAAUGGAAGAAACAUGGGAGAACCUUUUCUCCCGUUCCGUUUUAGGGAUCUCGGGGGAGAAAUCUGACCUGAACUGGGAGAGUGACUAUUUGCUUGGUAUCAAGAGAGUGCGGAGGCUGUACUGCAACGUGGGUAUCGGGUUUCACCUUCAGAUCCUCCCAGACGGCAGGAUAAACGGCGCACAUAAUGAAAACCAGUACAGUCUAAUAGAGAUCUCAGCUGUAGAGCGUGGAGUCGUUAGCUUGUUUGGGGUGAAAAGUGAGCUGUUUGUCGCAAUGAAUAGCCGUGGGAGAUUGUAUGGAACGAGAGUCUUCCAAGAUGAAUGCAAGUUCAAGGAGACCCUGCUUCCCAACAACUACAAUGCUUAUGAGUCUUCCAAACAUAGAGGAAGUUACAUUGCUCUAAGCAAAAAUGGGCGCAUGAAGAGAGGAUACAAGGCCUCUAUCGCCAUGACUGUUACUCACUUCCUACCACGGCUAUGAGCUAAACUGACAAUGAACCACUAAUUUGCACAUUUGAGUUUGAGGAAAAUUGAAAAUCCACAGAACUUCAGAAGAAAGAGAUGACCUACUAUUCUGUUUACACACAAAGACAUACUUUGCUAAUUUCAUCAGCAGACUUUGUCAAAUAUAUUUAUGUACUUCAUUGUCUAUGCUACGUGUAGUUUCUAUUAUAAUUCUGUAAAGGACUUCUUUUAUUCUUCUUUAAGAGGCUUGUUAUGGCCCAUGACUUGGGUGCUCAUCACGACAGGUGCAAAUUAUACAGGUGUCACUGGGAUAACUAAUAUCCUUGGCUUAUACAGUAUGUAUACAAUAUACAGUGUUUCAUUACCUCAGUGUGCAUGAUGGUUUCAUAGAGAAACAUGCUUGUUCACCACCAUUGUUCAGAUGACUAUGGUCAUCAUUGCCAUUGUCUUGUGAGUAAAACUGAAGAAUUUACUAAAGUGAUUCAUGCUGUGAAAUUAGGUGGUGCCUUAGCUUCCUGAUAGUGGCCCCAUAAGGUAUGCAACAAAUGUACUCAGUGGAAACAAAUGGAAUACUGUAAGUCUGUUAACACUCCAAAAAAGUAUGUGUACUACCCUAAUUACUAUAGAAGGCCAUGGUUAUCUUCUGAUUGUUUUCCUCAUAAUCAGAUCAAUUAACCUGUUGAGACCCUAAAGGCCAGAACUGACAAAACAGUUGACUAUGAGUGGAUGCUUGUAAGUGGACAUUUUUCUAAUAAUGCUGCUUUAUCUGACCAGUUUAGCUGCUGGACUGUGGAUGAACUCCCCUUAUACCUGAUACCUUUCAACUGAUAUUUGGCUAAAGGUAUACAGAUGAGUACCAUGGAUGUAGUACUUAAUUAGAAUAAGAUUAUUACUGAUAAACUUUGUGUGAACUAAGGAUUUACUUUAAAUGACAAGAAGAAAAGGAUCUUUUGCUGUAGACCUGUGGACUACACAUGACUAACUGAAAUAUUUUGACUCAUACGAUCAGUCUAUGUGGCUAAAAUGCUGAUAUUAAACGGCCCUUUUGUUGUUAAUGGCCUUUAGUGGCCCUUGUCGUUGUAAAUACAAGUUCUAGCUGUGUUUAGUGAGAAUCUUCCAACCACGAGAUAUAUACUACUCCUUUGCCCAGAGCCCUCUAGACAUGAACCUAAAGUUCUAUCUACGCUGAGCAGCCCUUUUUUUGGCAAAUUGUGCGGUAGAACACCACUCUGAAGGCCGGCGCACACUGGACAAGGCGUCCAGCGGUGAGGGCUUGACGCGCAGGAUUUAAGAACAGUUUUCUAACCCUGUGCGGCUGCCGCGUGGCAGACAUUUCUAGUGGGCUUUGCUCUGUUAAAAACAAUGGAGUUCUACUUUUUUUUUUCUUGUUGCGUCGUGCCACGUUUGUGUCCAGUGGGCGCCGGCCUUGACUUUUCAAACGGAUCCUGUGGGCAUGGUAAUAUACUGCUGCAAUACUUGUGGGGAGUUACAGGUGGCACAUAUUAAGGACCCUUUUUAUCAUUUUGUUUAACCGAUAAUCAGAUACUAUCCCAAUGAUUACAGGAAUAGUAUGUACUUAAUUUGGGAAGGCAUUGUGUGCGUAUCUGUUAUUCCUUAAUUCAGGAGAUCUUGUCAUUGCAGUAGUGCUUGUUUACAGUUUCACAAAUUAAGAAAUGAGUUUGCACAUGAUCGCAUGCUGCUGAGGGCAUAAAUAGUAGUGUAUGGUUGAACCGAUAUGGAUACAGGUCUUGAACUCCUGAAACAGACAGAAAGAGGGGGAGGGGGGAAGACUUAUACAGUACCUAAAUAGCACUUUUUCCACAAAUUUACCUCAUGACAAACAUUUGUUACCUAUUUUAUGCUUUUACUGAUGAUUUGGGACACUGGUGCCAAAUAAUUUUAGGGUGAGCUUUUUUUUGGAUUGAUAAUUUUUGGGUGAUCACUUGUUUUGGAGCGAUAAAAAAAGUAACUUACUGACUGUUCUGUCUUUUAACUGAUGCAGAAAGAUACUCAGUAGUCUUCAAAUCAAACCAUUCCCCUGGGGAUAAUUGAGGAUAAUUUGUAAUAUUUGUUAUUGGGAGCAAUGUUGAAUGCUUGUAAAUUCUUAAUAACAGCUACAGAGAGUUAAUGACCAACAGGUCCCACUUGCAGUUUAAGUUAAGUUGCAGUGAAGUUUCUGUAUUAAUUCUCAUGGACAUCAUUUUAACAUUAUCUAUUUUUAAUGGACUAUUCUACGUUUGCCAUUCAGAUAUACAGACAUAUGCUGAUUGUACAAACCUCCCUUUGCAUAUUCUUCUCUCUUCUAUUCAGAAAUGCUGUGUGCCAUUUUUUCAGUUUGUCUUGCAGUAUAACCAGAAAUAAUUGAUGAAAGGAGAUAUAUGUCCUGAAGUCUUGCUUGCACUUAGUCUCCUGGGAUGUUACUGGAUACGAUUUGUAGAACAUGAUUCCUGUGACAUUAAACCUGCUCACAAAGAAAAAUUUUGUAAGACUGUAAACACUGUACUGUAUCUGCCUAUGUAGCAUGAACUCUACAAAAUAUCACACAAGGGUGACCCCUUGUAUGUUGCAUCCGGCAAUAUGCUCCUACUCCUAGAAUCAAUCCUACGCUGAAAGGACUAGUGCGCUCUUCAAUACCCUUCAUCUUAGCAAAAACUACACCUUCUGCCUUAGUUCCGAUCUGCUGAAGUCAUGUGU
Messenger RNA from Sardina pilchardus (European sardine), 3657 nucleotides. RefSeq names its product fibroblast growth factor 6a (gene fgf6a). Lineage: Eukaryota; Metazoa; Chordata; Actinopteri; Clupeiformes; Clupeidae. The transcript has 3 exons. The coding region runs from base 359 to 979 and encodes 206 amino acids. Gene Ontology annotation, molecular function: growth factor activity; fibroblast growth factor receptor binding. The record is from RefSeq and is a predicted model, not a curated record. Gene Ontology annotation, cellular component: cytoplasm. Gene Ontology annotation, biological process: positive regulation of cell population proliferation; positive regulation of protein phosphorylation; fibroblast growth factor receptor signaling pathway.